Molecule: messenger RNA, 2154 nt
Organism: Acanthocheilonema viteae
Lineage: Eukaryota; Metazoa; Nematoda; Chromadorea; Rhabditida; Onchocercidae
Source: the annotation of a GenBank genome assembly
AUGGAUUGGAGUGGUUGGGAAGAGUCGAGAAGAAUUGGAUUUGACAUCGCUGAAGCCGCCAUAAAAUUCAGUACUGAUAACAGGCAGGCAUUUAUUAUUUCUAAUAACGAUGUAUUAGUUGUGGAGGUAAAAAGUGGUCGUCGUAUGCAGCUUCUAACUCAUCCUGCAAGGAUUGUCAGCCUUUAUUGUGCAUUUCCAGGGAAAGUAAGUCUCGAAACAGUAACUUAUACCACUGAUGGUGCAGAAUAUAUCUGGAGCACUGAUACCUGGACUAUUCUGCGUUGUCGCGAAAUGAAUUGUACACCUCUUAAUGUUUGGCAUUCAUAUGAUACAACUUUGAUGGUGACCAAAGGUGAGGGCAAGGAAUUAAUUGUUACAAAGAUCAACGAAAACGAAAUUCUGCAAAAUCAAGAAAUUCUACGAACUGGGUCCCAUAAUAUUGGACCUUCUCAGUUUGCUGUCACAGCUAAUUAUUUUGUGUGUUGUGAGAAACUCUUUGUAUAUCUGUACACUUUUGGUGAAAAUGGAGUUAAACGAUUCAAAUAUAUUGGUAAAGCUGAUUUUAUGGAUUCAUCAUUGCUGGAAUUUAUAAGCAUUACAGCACGUGGCGAUACAGUGGCAGCCUCAAUAUCAUUUGGCCGUGUUUUUAUAUGGAAUAAUGUGAGUCGAAAAGGCAUCAAUACGUUCAGUUACUCAGUACAUUGGCAUAAAUGGGCUCCGUGCUUAGCUCUAACCGAAUCUAAUACCUUAUUUUCUGCUGGCGAUGAAGGUGUUUUGGCAAAAUUUGCUCUCUCAGAAUUAAAAUCGAUUUCUAAGCCGCAGCUGUUACCAAGAUUGCAGGCACCAGUUCGAAGACUUAGUCUUUCUGAAGAUAGUUCUAUUAUAGCGAUUGUACUGGCUGAUAACUCGGCACAUUUCAUUCUCAAUUCAACACUUAAUGUUCUUUCGUCAGUAGAAUCAAUUCUUUGUUCUCCGAAAAAAUCGCUGUUUCCUCUUACUGAGGAUCCUCUCUAUCCAAAUUAUGUUGUACACAGUGCGCGUCCUGGUUUUAUGCAAUGGAUUGUACCAUCUACAAUGACUUCAAUCGCAACGGCUGAUGUAUCUAGAGAGAAUCCGGUAGAAGGAGAAAAUAUUUUUUCUGAUACAACGGGUUACAUGGACAUUUGUGAAGUUGCAUUAUCACAGACAAUGGUAGUAACCGCUGAUUGUGAUGUCGGUUUUGAUAUAUCAAGUAAUCGGUUGCAGUUUUGGCGUCGAAAUAAAGAUUUGGGUUCUUUUGCUUUAGAAUAUUGCGAGCUGUGUGGUGAUAGAGUUAUAAAAUUUAUUCGAGCCUGUCUUGACUUUGACAUGUUCAUUACUGCUGACAAUAAGGGAAUUUUGUGCAUCUGGGAAAGGAUGGAAAAUGAUGAGAAAAAGUGGUGUAAGUUCAGCGAAGUUCACUGGAUGGGUGUUCCUAUUUUGCAUAUGUCAAGGAUACAAAAAUCACAUUUUGCUACGAUUCAUGAUAUUAAUGGGAAGAAUGAUGGAGUUGUUGCACUGUGGAGUAUGGAACAGGGAAAAUAUCCACGUGUAGUUCACGUCCAUCAGGGUAACGACAAACUUACAGCAGUGGAAUGGGGUCCUCCGAAUAGUGCAAACUUGCUUAUUAUAUCAUCCAAAAGUUGUAUCUACGCUUUUAAUGUAUACACUCUUGCACCAUUAUGGAUUGUUUGUGAACCAGAUUUAAGACUCGCUGUAACAUCACAAUUUACGGUUGCAUAUAAUAAAAACGUUAUUUCUGUGAUCGAUAGCUCUUCCGGUACCUUACUGUGUCAGAGGAAAUUAAACGCGAAUUUAGAAAGUGUUAUUGCUGUUGGAGAGGGCCGAACGUUUACAGUGAUUGCUGCUUAUGAAAAGGGCUAUGGGGUGAUCGCAAGGUCGGAAUUGCUAGAAGAAGCGCAAAAGCAAUUGUAUGCAAGGAAUACAAAAUUGAAGAAGACUCCGUUCUCAAAUUUAUUAACUGUUGGCAAGAAAGAAGUUAAAAACAGCGAAGUUCCUGUAGAAAUUUUAUCCAAUUUGGAAAUCUUCUCUGGACCAUCAUAUUCACUUGCACCUAUGCCGUAUUUGGCUCAGAAGUUCAUUCGUUCAUGUUUUUUGUUACCUCAACAGUUAUGA